UGUAAAACUGGUUAUUGACUGAUACUUAUUAGACUAUAAAAUCAAGAUUAUGGGCCUAAGAAAUGCAUCUGUGGCUUAGUAAUAAUUACAAGAAUAAUGGUAGUAACAAUAACUAAGAGCUCUAUUUAUACUAGACACUAGGCUAACUCCUUUCCAUAUACAGUCUAAUGUAUUCCUUGUGACAAUCCUGUAUGAUAGGUUCCAUUACUACUGGAGAGGGAAAUGAGUACUUUUCCAAGGGUUAAUACUUAGUAUGUGGUAAGUCAUGAUUCAGUGAACUUAGAGUUUACUGGAAAUGAAGAUGAAAGGACACACAUAGAUUUCACACAAGAUAGAAUGAGUGCUAUAGGAGAGGCACAUACAAAGUAUCAUUAUCUAAGAUUGUUCACCUAUCUUUUGAUUCAUUCAUGUAUUUGUACAGCUAUACUCCCAGUGUUCAUAUAUUCCCCAUGUACUUUUACCCAGAAUUCUAGAGCUGGCAGAUCCUUGGUUCACUGCUUCCAUCCAUUGCCGGAAUCCCUUUCUACACCAUCCCUGGGAUCUUGGUCACAGAACCCUGUUGCUGAGUACCUUUAGGGAUAAACACGCUCCCUAUAGGCAGGUGUAUCUGCUGCUCAGGUUGCAUAGAUGGGAGUUGAGCUACACUUGGUUUCCCUGUACCUUCCAAUCUUGGUUUUUCCCAGUAUAGCCAGUUAACAGUUUAGGAUCAUCCUUUUACAACAAGCUUACACUGUCAGAGGCCAUUGUUUAGCUCCAUCCCAUCUCUACAUGUCUUUUUUUCAUAGUUAAUAUUGCAGUGUUUCUGUGAAGUUAAAACUACGUAAUCAUGUAACUUGUUUAGAAGAGUGCACAAUGCAUAAUAAGCAAUCUGUAAAGAAUAGAUGAUAAUAAUGCUAAUAAUAACAUAAUUGUUAUUUAUUGGAUUAGGCAUAGUUUAUAGAAUUCUUCCUCUCCUGGUUGGCCACAUUUUGUAUAAAAUGAUUUAGAUAUAGAUGCCAGCUUUCCUUAAAUAUGUUACUGUUAAUAGGACACAGGGUUUCAGGUUCACUUGUGUAUAUCAUUAAAAUGAGCCCAAUAAAUUAAACUCAGGUUUAAUGAUUGACUUAAUUGGUAGGGAUAUUGGCAAUGCCCAUUCUUGCAUACAUAAUUCCUGGGUUCUGCUUCGUGGAGUCGUUAUAUUUAAAUACCCUUUUAAAAACCUAAACCACUGCCUGGCUGUGUGAUUGCCCCAUAGAAAAUAGCAAUAAUGAAAAGAAUAAAAAGAGAAAGGUGGAAACUCACUUGAACAAAAUAGAAGCCAUUUCAAAGAUACAACCCUACAUAAGAAUGAGGGAAGGGAAAUAAAUACAUGUACCUAAAGCAUGACCAAUGAUCAUGCAGCUCCUCCAUUCAAAGGCUUAACCUACUUUUUUUUUAAUUAAGCAUACCAACUCUUUGUUUCUAACAGAAUAAAAUUGUAAUAAAACAAAAAGGUUUCACUACAGACCAAAGCCAGACAGCUGCUUAAAAGAUGACAAAAUGUGCAGCUCCCUGGAGCCUAAAGUCUCUUUUAAGGUUGAUUAUGAAUGACGCGUCCAGGCGGGGAGUCUUCCAGGAGGAAAUACAUCUUUGUCUGGGGUUAGGUCAAGGGCUAGACUCCCAGGGCUCUAGUGAACCUUGAGGAGAAAUCUCUGAGGCAGAGUCCAGACAGAUGAAGUCACUAGAUCCUCAGAAGGGGGAGGAGAAGAUAAAACCUCACCCUGGACUGAUGUUCAGUUGCAAGACUUUUCUGGCAAAGGAUAUGCCCAAACUUGUUCUCUCCUGGUUUGCCUACUGUUCGUGGGCACCCAUGCAACCCAUGUGGUUCUAAAGUCUGAAGUUGAGAUACAAUACCAAGAAAUGGUAACAUCAGUGGCCCCCCCAGUGCCAUUUAAAUAUCUUUUUAUAUUCUUGUAUGUUGCUUUUGAAGGGUGGAUAUUCUAGGAUGUGGCCUUGUAGAAAAAUGUCUUUUUCAGGCUAUAUGGAAUCUUAACAUCAUCUAGUCCAAUCAUGUCAUUUUGCAGAUGAGGAAACAGGCUGAGAGAGAGGGGACUUGCCCAGAGUUACUCAGCUAGUCAGUAACAGACAACAGUGGAGCUUGGGAUUGGCAAACACGUUGCCUGUUUACAGCAUAGAGACCACAAUGGAGAGCUAGCUUAGAAACAGCCUUCAUGUUCCCAGCCUGACACCAGAGAUGACUCUCCUUGGGAUCCACUUCUCUUACUAUUUGAACUCCAGAAGGACCAACACCAGAUAAAUUAUGAAUGUUGAACAAGAUGACCUUACAUCCACAGCAGAUAAUGAUAGGUCCUAGGUUUAACAGGGCCCUAUUCGACCCCCUGCUUGUGGUGCUGCUGGCUCUUCAACUUCUUGUGGUGGCUGGUCUGGUGCGGGCUCAAACCUGCCCUUCUGUCUGCUCCUGCAGCAACCAGUUCAGCAAGGUGAUUUGCGUCCGGAAAAACCUACGUGAGGUUCCAGAUGGCAUCUCCACCAACACUCGACUGCUGAACCUCCAUGAGAACCAAAUCCAGAUCAUCAAAGUGAAUAGCUUCAAGCACUUGAGGCACCUGGAAAUCCUACAAUUGAGUAGGAAUCAUAUUAGAACAAUUGAAAUUGGGGCCUUCAAUGGUCUGGCAAACCUCAAUACUCUGGAACUCUUUGACAAUCGUCUUACCACCAUCCCAAAUGGAGCUUUUGUAUAUUUGUCUAAACUGAAGGAGCUCUGGUUGAGAAACAACCCCAUUGAAAGCAUUCCUUCUUAUGCUUUUAACAGAAUCCCCUCUUUGCGCCGACUAGACUUAGGGGAAUUGAAAAGGCUUUCAUACAUCUCAGAAGGUGCCUUUGAAGGUCUGUCCAACUUGAGAUAUUUGAACCUUGCCAUGUGCAACCUCCGUGAAAUCCCUAACCUUACACCUCUCAUAAAACUAGAUGAGCUGGAUCUUUCUGGGAAUCACUUGUCGGCCAUCAGGCCUGGCUCUUUCCAGGGACUGAUGCACCUUCAAAAACUGUGGAUGAUACAGUCCCAGAUCCAAGUGAUCGAACGGAAUGCCUUUGAUAACCUUCAGUCACUAGUGGAGAUAAACUUGGCACACAACAAUCUAACAUUACUGCCUCAUGACCUCUUCACACCCUUGCAUCAUCUAGAGCGGAUACACUUACAUCACAACCCUUGGAACUGUAACUGUGACAUACUUUGGCUCAGCUGGUGGAUAAAAGACAUGGCCCCCUCCAACACAGCUUGUUGUGCUCGAUGUAACACCCCUCCCAAUCUGAAAGGGAGGUACAUCGGGGAGCUUGACCAGAAUUAUUUCACAUGCUAUGCUCCUGUGAUUGUGGAGCCCCCAGCUGACCUCAAUGUCACUGAGGGCAUGGCAGCUGAGUUGAAAUGUCGGGCCUCCACGUCCCUGACCUCUGUAUCGUGGAUUACUCCAAAUGGAACGGUCAUGACACAUGGGGCAUACAAAGUGAGGAUAGCUGUGCUCAGUGACGGCACAUUAAAUUUCACGAAUGUAACCGUACAAGAUACAGGCAUGUACACAUGUAUGGUGAGUAAUUCCGUUGGAAAUACCACUGCUUCAGCCACCCUGAAUGUUACUGCAGCAACCACUACUCCCUUCUCUUACUUUUCAACCGUCACAGUAGAGACUAUGGAACCUUCUCAGGAUGAGGCACGGACCACAGAUAACAACGUGGGCCCCACUCCAGUGAUCGACUGGGAGACCACCAACGUGACCACCUCUCUCACGCCACAGAGCACAAGGUCAACAGAAAAAACAUUCACCAUCCCAGUGACUGAUAUAAACAGUGGGAUCCCAGGAAUUGAUGAGGUCAUGAAGACCACCAAAAUCAUCAUUGGCUGUUUUGUGGCCAUCACACUCAUGGCUGCAGUGAUGCUGGUCAUUUUCUACAAGAUGAGGAAGCAGCACCAUCGGCAAAACCAUCACGCCCCUACAAGAACUGUUGAAAUCAUUAAUGUGGAUGAUGAGAUUACAGGAGACACGCCCAUGGAAAGCCACCUGCCCAUGCCUGCUAUUGAGCAUGAGCACCUAAAUCACUAUAACUCUUACAAAUCUCCCUUCAACCACACAACAACAGUUAACACAAUAAAUUCAAUACACAGUUCAGUGCAUGAACCGUUAUUGAUCCGAAUGAACUCUAAAGACAAUGUACAAGAGACUCAAAUCUAAAACAUUUACAGAGUUACAGAAAACAAACAAUAAAAAAAAGACAGUUUAUUAAAAAUGACACAAAUGACUGGGCUAAAUCUACUGUUUCAAAAAAGUGUCUUUACAAAAAAAACAAAAAAGAAAAGAAAUUUAUUUAUUAAAAAUUCUAUUGUGAUCUAAAGCAGACAAAAUUAUGUGUAUUCCUCAGAACCUGUUUUUGCUGCACUUAUUUACUAUUUUCCCACAUUUCAUCCCUGCCUACCCUGGUUGCCAUAUUUUUCAUAGGACAUCUCAAGUCCCUAAAGAACUGGCCUAGGAAAUUUUGUAAGAAUUCUGUUACACUUUGAGGUUUUUAUGGUGAAUUCUAGUGGUGAGAUCCAGUCUAUUUUGUCUUUCUUUCUUUUUUUCCCCCUUUCCUUUUUUUUUCCUCAUGCCCUUAUCAAGUAGUCCAAUGGGGAAUGCAAUAUUAGAAAUAGAUUUUUAAGAGAGAACGAGAUAAAAAAAAAUGCAAGAUCUUAUAUUUUUCAUGUAAUGACCUGUUCUGUAUUUAUGAGGAGAACCAUUCAAUGGCCAAGCAAAAAGAAAAAAAAAAAAGAAAAAAAAGGAGAAAAAAAAAAAAGAAAAAAAAACGUAAGCAAACAACAGAUUAAUUUACAUAUGAGCAUCUAUAAAACCCAUGAUCUUUUAAACAACUCUAGAACCAGAAUUUGUAGUUCAAAAACUAAAAAAAAUAAGGUUAUAAAUAAAAUAUUGUUGGUUUUUCUGUACCUGGACACAACUCAUUUGUAGUAUGGCUCAAAUGUGAGAAACUUGAAGGUAAUUAGAUUUUCUACUUUCUAAGAAAGAAACAAAUUAUUGUAUUCUUCAGUCACAGCAUCAAUCUCUAUGGGGUCCUAUUUCAUUAGCUGACUUGAGUGUUGGAUCUAUAUUCAGGGAUGCUGUGGUAUUUUUUUUC
Molecule: messenger RNA, 5139 nt
Organism: Panthera uncia (snow leopard)
Lineage: Eukaryota; Metazoa; Chordata; Mammalia; Carnivora; Felidae
Gene: LRRC4C
Product: leucine rich repeat containing 4C
Exons: 4
Coding region: 2283-4205 (640 amino acids)
Biological process (GO): synaptic membrane adhesion; regulation of axonogenesis; modulation of chemical synaptic transmission
Cellular component (GO): glutamatergic synapse; plasma membrane; postsynaptic density membrane
Molecular function (GO): cell-cell adhesion mediator activity
Source: RefSeq, a predicted model, not a curated record